Molecule: messenger RNA, 2991 nt
Organism: Geosmithia morbida
Lineage: Eukaryota; Fungi; Ascomycota; Sordariomycetes; Hypocreales; Bionectriaceae
Product: GPI ethanolamine phosphate transferase 1
Exons: 4
Coding region: 1-2991 (996 amino acids)
Biological process (GO): GPI anchor biosynthetic process
Cellular component (GO): endoplasmic reticulum membrane
Molecular function (GO): mannose-ethanolamine phosphotransferase activity
Source: RefSeq, a predicted model, not a curated record
AUGACUGCCAUCACUCGUUUCGGCUUCCUGGCUGCGGCCAUGGUGUUCCACCUGGUCUACAUUGUCUCCAUCUUCGACAUUUACUUUGUCAGCCCAGUCGUCUCAGGGAUGCGCCUGUUUGGCGUGGAACGUCAACCUACAGACAGGGCGCCAGCCGACAGACUCGUUCUCUUUGUCGGCGAUGGGCUUCGAGCCGACAAGGCCUUCCAGUCUUUCCCACUGCCCUACCCCACCACAGAUGACGACCUCGUUCCGCGGCCGCUCGCCCCUUUCCUACGCUCCAAGGUUCUCGAAGAGGGAACCUUUGGUGUGUCACACACUCGUGUCCCGACCGAAUCACGUCCCGGCCACGUUGCCUUGAUUGCUGGCUUGUACGAAGAUGUUUCGGCCGUCGCUACCGGCUGGAAGCUCAACCCCGUCGGCUUUGACAGUGUUUUCAACAGGAGUCGCCAUACCUGGAGCUGGGGCAGCCCUGAUAUUCUCCCCAUGUUUGAGCGCGGUGCUGUCCCGGGCCGAGUGGACGCCUACAUGUACGGGGCGGAGCUCGAAGACUUCUCCAAGGAUGGCAUGCAUCUCGACUUUUGGGUUUUUGACCACGUCAAAGACUUCUUCGCCGAGGCGGCCGUCAACCCCGAGCUAAACAAUGCCGUGCGCCAAGAUAAAGUCGUCUUCUUCCUCCAUCUGUUGGGUCUCGACACUACCGGCCACGCCAAGCGGCCCUACUCGCCCGAGUAUCUCGACAACAUCAGAAUCGUCGAUCAAGGUGUCAAGGAGGUCACAGAGCUCAUCGACAACUUUUACAAGGAUGGAAGGACUGCCUACGUCUUCACAGCUGACCACGGCAUGAGCGACUGGGGAAGCCACGGUGAUGGUCACCCAGAUAACACCAGGACUCCAUUGAUUACCUGGGGUUCCGGUGUCGCACCCCCUCAACUAUUUCCUGGCAUGGUUGCACCAGGACACGAUGAACUCUCAUCCGACUGGGCACUAGACCAUGUGCGCAGGCACGAUAUUGCACAGGCGGAUGUUGCUGCGUUGAUGGCGUACUUGAUUGGCACCGAGUUCCCCGCCAACUCGGUUGGCGAGCUGCCUCUCUCCUACCUGGCAGCAAGCAGCAAGGAAAAGGCCGAGGCCCUCCUUGUGAACGCUCAAGGUAUCCUGGAGAUGUACCGUGUCAAGGAGGAACUGAAGCAGCAGAGGCAGCUCCGGUUCGUCCCUUACAGCCUCCUCAGCUCCGAGGGGCUAACCCCUGAGGAGCGAUUAUCAAGCAUACGUGACCUCAUUGUCGAGGGCAAGUAUGAAGAGGCCGUGGAAGAGUGCGAUGCUCUCAUUGGACUAGGCCUCAGUGGCCUGCGCUACCUGCAGACGUACGACUGGCUUUUCCUCAGGACCGUCAUCACUCUGGGUUACCUUGGCUGGAUGGCAUUUGCCCUAACGACAGUUGUCGACAUGUUUGUCGUACCUAUGGCGAACCCUCCGCAGAGGUCCUUUGCCAGUGUCAUAUUCUUUUCGUCAGUCCUGGUGGCACUCUAUGCGUCAUUUAUCAUCUCGAGCUCCCCUGCUACCUACUAUAUCUACUGCUUCUUCCCGGUUGUUUUCUGGGAAGAGGUCCAUGCCCGCAAGGCCAGCAUCGUCGAGGGAAGCAAGAUCCUGUUUGGCCACAUCAAGUCGGCGGGUGCCGUGUUGACUUUUGUUGUCAGCACUGGCCUUUACAUUGCCGUCAUCGAGUCACUAGCACUUGGAUAUAUCCACCGCGAGAUUUUCACCGGCCUGUUCCUCCUCGCAGCUUUGUGGCCAGCUGCCUACGGCAUCGAGUUUCUUAGGUACCACGGCCUCCUCAGCGCCACUUGGAGCAUAUCAUGCAUUGCCAUGAGUGUCUUUACACUUCUACCUGCCAUGAAGGUGGAGAGUGUACCACUAAUCCUGGUUGGCGGAGCUUUGAUGGUACUCAUUGGGUUCCUGUACCUUGCGCUAGAGGACUUCGUUCUUGCCGACUUCACGCGGGUAGAAGGGAUCAAGCCGGCCAGCUCUACAAGCCGAAUUAUUACCGGAAUCCAGGUGGGAUUGACACUACUGGCUACGCUGGUAACGCGAUCCAGCGCUCUGUCACUCCAGGCAAACCGGGGCCUUCCAGUUGGAAACCAGAUUGUCGGGUGGAUCGUUCUCGUCGUCUCGUUCCUGGCGCCCGUAGCGUACAGGCUAGAUCCCAACCCCAGUACGCAUUACAUGCACAGGCUUAUGGUGCUGUUCCUGACGUGCGCCCCUACAUUCGUGAUCCUCACUAUCUCGUACGAGGGCCUCUUCUAUGUGGCCUUUGGUAUUACUCUGUUGACGUGGGUCAAGCUCGAGUACAGCAUUCAGAGGUUUAUGACGAGCUCGAGCACGUUGCCUGCGGUAGCGAGUACGACCACGAGCAGUAAUGGCAAUAGCAAAGCGGAUGCCAAGGCGGAACGCCUUCUCCGACCACUGACCCUUUCAGACGCGCGCGUGGUACUCUUCUUCAUGGUGCUCCUGCAAUCAGCCUUCUUCAGCACGGGCAACAUUGCGUCGAUAUCAUCCUUCAGCCUAGAGAGUGUGAGCCGGCUGAUUCCCGUGUUCGACCCCUUCUCGCAGGGCGCCCUACUCAUCAUCAAGCUCAUGAUCCCCUUUGCCUUGAUGUCGGCUAACUUAGGUGUGCUGAACAAGCGUCUCGGUGUGGCGCCGUCGGCCCUCUUCAUGCUGGCCAUGGCACUGAGCGACAUUCUCACUCUCUACUUCUUCUGGGUAGUCAAGGAUGAAGGGUCAUGGCUGGAGAUUGGGUCGACAAUUACGCACUUCCUCAUUGCCAGUCUACUGUGCGUAUUUGUAGCCUUGCUGGAGGGUGUCAGCUCCCUGUUUAUUGCCGGUGUUAAGGUUGAACCGGCCCAGGUCCCUCCAUCGAUACAGAACAAUGAGGGUAGCAAGAAGGGUAUCGACGGAGAGGCACGCUCUACGGCAACCAAGUCCAAAUAG